AUGUUUGCCUUUAUUGUUAUCGUUUUCUGUUCUCACUUAUUGCUUGCUUCAGCAAACAUCAAACCAAACGGUACUCAUAUUAACCACUGGGGAUUCAUCAAGCUUCUAAGUAGACCAAUCGACCAUUACGAGUUUAAUGUUGGAGAUAACUUAACUUUGGAAUUUUUUUUCGUCGGUAGUCCACCACCAAACGUUCACUGGUUUACGAACAUGACAUCCAUCUUAAAUCAUGACAGUGAGGAUCAAGAUUCAGUCGCUAUGCGUGGCUAUUCACCAUACAUUAAAAAUAUAGCCGCAAUCAAAUCAAAAUUCCAUAUACCAAUCGCAACUAUACAUAAUGCUGGUCAAUACUCUUUCAUGGUUACAAAUGGCAUGGAUAAUUAUCUUAACAAAACUUUUCAUGUUACAGCAUCUCCUCGAAAUUUUACCGAUCCAUCUCGUAAAAUAGCUGCUAAUCAACAAAAAACUAAUAAUACUAUACCAUACAUUCGUACAUGGACUCAUACUAUCUUAGCAAAAAUUGGAUACCCUGCUAUUUUAACCUGUCGCACAAACCAAGCUCCUGGUGAAUCGAUUGAAUGGACUGAUUCUGGUGGUUUAGAUCUUGAAUACUUCUACAACUUCAAAAUGUUACCAUCUGGGGAUUUACUCAUACGAAAAGUUUUUGAGGGAUAUCUUGGUAGUUAUAAAUGCAAUGUACAAAAUCAAUACGGGCGUGAUACUGUGGAAAUAUUUCUGCACCCUUCUUAUUGA
Molecule: messenger RNA, 753 nt
Organism: Panonychus citri (citrus red mite)
Lineage: Eukaryota; Metazoa; Arthropoda; Arachnida; Trombidiformes; Tetranychidae
Product: zwei Ig domain protein zig-2-like
Exons: 1
Coding region: 1-753 (250 amino acids)
Source: RefSeq, a predicted model, not a curated record